This is a messenger RNA of Brassica napus (rape), 2259 nucleotides long. RefSeq lists its product as uncharacterized. Lineage: Eukaryota; Viridiplantae; Streptophyta; Magnoliopsida; Brassicales; Brassicaceae. The coding region runs from base 817 to 2259 and encodes 480 amino acids. The record is from RefSeq and is a predicted model, not a curated record. The transcript is spliced from 3 exons.
UUAAGACGACGAAUAUACAUGCAUUCUUUUAAGUUGUGUCUGUUCCUGAAUGUUUUAAGCAUUCCUUGACGGCAGUGUAGACGCUCUGGGAAGACUUCACGUGUCUUGACGUUUCCCAGUGUCUGUUGAAUAAGGCUAUCCUGCCUGUGGCUUCCAAAUACCUCGCCUUGGAUCGGCCUGACUGUUGUCAUUACUUUCUCGCUUUUGGUAUUAAGGUACAAUGUUUCCUUUUUUUUUAUUGCUUAUUUUAGCUUGAGAGUGUUGUUGUGUUAUAUUUUCUUACUCUACUUGUUGUAGGUAAGCCAAUGGUGUGCCAAACAUUUAAACAUGUCUGUGAUGUCUAUGGAGGAGUCUCAAGAGGAAGAGCAUUCAAACGUUUUCUUUCAGCUUCUUUUGGAUUAUCUUGGCUUUUCUGCCUCUAGCUUUACUGCUAUUGGGAAAAUAUGUUUUAUGAGAGAUGAGACCGCAGCUGUUACAGUUCGUAAGUUUGUUUCAGAGCAGCUGAUUUUGACAAAGGAGGUGAUAUUGAAUGCCAAGGUAUCUUCAAGGAUUCAUCUUAGUCAUGAAGCUGUUUAAUUAACAUAUGUUCUAUUGUAGUUCCAUAUUUUUACUGUAGGUUGACAUUAGUGUGUUGCAUUGUUGUCAUCUGUUAAUAGCUUUCACUUUAAUUUGGGGCAGAAAGUUGAAUCCUUCUCCUCGGAAAUUUUCAAGGCUGCACACGUGGUGAUAGACUCUGUUGUUCGUAUUAACUGAAGAAGAGGUUUACUCUUCAGUCCUUUCUUCUCAGCUACCGGGAAGACAAUAAUCUGGGAAUCGAUGUUUUCAGCUCUGCUUCUAUCUCUCAAAGCCCUUAUGAUUACUCUAUCUUCAUCUCCUGCCUGGGAAGAGCUUGAAACAUUCUUACUCCAGAAUCUCUUGCAUCCCCACUUCUUGUGUUGGCAGAUAGUUAUGGAACUCUGGUGCUUCUGGGUUCGUCAUGCCACUGAGGAUGUAAUGGCCAAUAUGAUCGACAAACUUUGUGUAUUCAUGAUGUCAAUAUCAACAUCAGAGACGCCGCUUUGUCCUGACUCCGUUCUCAGAAGAACUGCAAAGUCCAUCUGCUUGCUUCUCACUCACAGCCACAAAUCUUUAACAGCUCGAGUUUACAAGAACAUUUCCACUGAGAGCCGAUCCGAAUCUGCAUCGGAUGCAUAUCUAGCCUUGCUGUUAGAGGGGUUUCCGCUGAAUUUUCUUCCAGACCAAACGAAAAACGACGCAAAGAGACAGAUUGUCGCAGACUUCUUUCACUUUAUUGAGAAUUUCAGUGAAAAACCAUCAGAAUCCUCCAGAUACACUGUGCAUGGAGCUCCAGUUUACGCACUAUCUGCCUGCCUUGGGAUACUAAAGACGAGCAUGCCAGAGAUUGACUCCAAAACUCUGAAAUUUGCCAUCGCUCUCGUUCAAAAGCUCAGAAACUCCAAAGAUGAAAUGACUAGGGAUCGUUACACUGAGAUUCUCAGCGAAACACUGUCAAUCAUCUCAAGAAGCGAGCAGCUAUACACUUGCCAAGAGAUGGACAGUGUCAUAACAGAGCUUCAAAGGCUUCUCAUCUCAGAAACUGAUAAGCAUCAUCAUCAUCUCUAUAAAUCAGAACCAAGUCUUGCUCUGUUCUUGUCAGGACUUAUCAAUUACGAGAUGUCUGAAACGGAAACCUGUCCAAAGAGCCGGGGGGUGUGGGAACUCUACCAUUUGCUUCUCAGGAAACGCCACUGGGCUUUGGUACACCACGCGGUUACCGCGUUUGGGUAUUUCUGUGCACGUACGAGCUGUAGCCAGCUAUGGAGAUUCGUACCUGAAGACGAUGCUCUAGCUUUCGACAUAGGUUCUGGAAAAGAAGCAAAAACAGAGCGGUUCAUGUCGGAGCUAAAGAUGUUCUUGGAGAAAGAACAAGCGCUUCUCUCGACCACUCCAUCACAAGAGGAACUCGAGUUACUUUCUAAAGAAGGCAUGGAGGUUAAAGCAACAGUGGAAAAGCUUCUAAAAGAACGAAAGAAGCAGAGAUUAGUGGAAGCAGAGAAACGACCAAACAAGAGAAGGAAACUCCCAGAAGGGAUUUGCAGAGGAGUGGAGUUACUGCAGAACGGAAUGAAGAGGAUCAACGAAGGUUUAAGUGAGCUGGGAUCAGAUGAGAGUGAAGAGUUUCAAAAGAGUUUACUGAAUCAGUUUUCGUGUCUUGAAGAUUUGGUGUCCCAUUUGGUAAGCCUCGCUGCUUCGGACUAA